Molecule: messenger RNA, 1909 nt
Organism: Lolium perenne
Lineage: Eukaryota; Viridiplantae; Streptophyta; Magnoliopsida; Poales; Poaceae
Source: RefSeq, a predicted model, not a curated record
UUGUCUGGCUCUCUCCGGCGAUCCCCUCUUGGCGUUGGUGGUGCGCCUGAGCCUCCGACUGCUGCCACCCCGGCCGAUGCCGGCCGCCCCAGGAUCCGCCGAUCUCCGGGGAGGCUCCGCCUCAACUUGAAUUGGAAGGAGAACUCGCCGGUGGUCUACGACCUCGUCAUCUCUCAUCUGCUGGAGUUUCUCUUGCUCACCAUCCAGUGGCGUCCGUCGGAGUCCCAGGCCGCCCCCCGUUCCCACGAGAUCGUUUAAAGCUCCCUGAACCACCGCAUGCUCGUGGUCGCCGUCCUUCCGCUUCCGGUAGUGGAUGCGCAACUUGUGUUUGAGGCUCACGAGGAUUUGGUUGAUGACGUUGUUUGGCACCGGAAAGAUGAGAAUUGACAACCUAUUUGGAUUUGUUGUUGGUGACUACAAGCUCAUGAUUUGGGAUUUGCGUACAAACAAACUAGAUAAUCUGUCGCUGCACACUAAAAGGAACUAAUAGUUCUGUCUUCCUCCUCUCCUCCGGGGCUGCGCUGGGACGCGGUGGACUGGAGUGGGGGGUGGAACCACGGCGACACGGCUGCGCUGGCGACCAAGCAAAGUCGGCCAGGCUAGGGUUAGUCGUGGGGGCUCAAGCAGGUGCAGGGCAGCGUCGAGAAGAACGGAAAACGGAGGAGGAGGUUGAGGCGGAGCCUCGACAGAGAGCGACGGCGCCAGGGACGGUCGGCAUCGGCCGGGGCGGCAGCAGUCAGCGGCUCGAGCGCAUCGUCAAGAGGGAAUUGCUGGAGAGAGCCAGGGAAGGGGAUGGCCGUUUUGUAAAAUUGCCCUCCUCUAGGAGGGUAUUCUUAUCUCCUUGUUAAAUUACCUGCUAGUGGGUCCCACUCAGCGCCACGUCAACAAAUACAACACCACGUCUUGAGCGGUGACCGCGUGUGAAGCUUCGAUGCGUAUUCAAUGACCGUAAAUUUGUAUUCUGUUUGUACAAUGACCAAAGUGAUUUUGCUUGACAAGUUCCAUGACUACUAAUGGAUUUAACUCUUUUUAUUGCGAAUGAUUUGAGAAUUCUUUGCAUAAUCCGUUGCGUACCACAAACCAUGACACAACAACAACGACCGAUGGCUCAAUUGCCCCCGGGCUUCUCCGGCAUUUCUCCUGCUCCACCGAGCCGGUUAUUCCCUCCAUCUCUGCCCCGGCUGCCGCCGCCGCCGCCGGCACAACCGCUGCCCAAUCAUAAACCAUCGACUUCUCAAGGCAAGAUCACCGUCGGCAUCAUCAUCGCCACCUUGACGUUCUUGCUCGUAUUCACAGCCGUGUGGGCUCUAUGCAGGGAGUACCGCCGCCGCCGCGCUCGCGCCGCGGCCACAGUAGCAAACACGGCGGUGCGGCUCUCUCCGGAACAUGGAAGCCCGGCCGUCCAAGAGCGGCCGCUUCGCCAGGCCUACGCCGCAAACCCGGCGGCCGUCCUCCCGGCGUUCAUGUACAGCCGGUCCGUGAAGCACAACUUGGCAGGCGGAGGGGAGGAGGCGGCGACGUGCUCUGUGUGCCUCGAGGAGUUGCAGCUCGGCGAGGCGGUGCGGUUGCUGCCGGCGUGCCUGCACCUGUACCACGCCCAGUGCAUCGACGCGUGGCUGGACGCCCACUCGACGUGCCCGCUCUGCCGCUCGGACACCGAUCGUUCCGACACCGAUCCGGCCACGCAUCCCGUUUUCUUUUUAGCCUGGCUACGUGUAUAGUACUGGGACCCAUGGGUGCAUAGUUCCUCCUAGUUCUUUUGGCCUUUGUUGUUCAAGCCUCACUAGUUCUUUCUCAGAUCUGACCCUCAAACUGGUGUCUGUUUAUGAGUUUUUCUGUGACCGGGUAAUGAAACUGCAUGUAAAGAAGUUAUAGUACAUGUUGACGAGUAAUUUUUCGAUUUUGUAUU